Molecule: messenger RNA, 1496 nt
Organism: Antrostomus carolinensis (chuck-will's-widow)
Lineage: Eukaryota; Metazoa; Chordata; Aves; Caprimulgiformes; Caprimulgidae
Product: metabotropic glutamate receptor 3
Exons: 2
Coding region: 102-1496 (464 amino acids)
Biological process (GO): G protein-coupled receptor signaling pathway
Cellular component (GO): membrane
Molecular function (GO): G protein-coupled receptor activity
Source: RefSeq, a predicted model, not a curated record
CAGUGGAAAAAACUGUUGGCUUGUUGUUCACCUGCUUGUGGGACAGCACUUCAAAUUUGGUAAUGGAUCAGAAGGACUGAAGAGCACUUUUGCUCCCACCAAUGUUUCUUAGAGCUGCUAAAACAGGACCAAUGAAGAUGUUCACCAGACUCCAAGUCCUUGCUCUAGCUUUAUUUUCCAAAGGAGUCUUCCUUUCCUUAAGUGACCACAACUUCGUAAGGAAGGAAAUUAAGAUAGAAGGAGACCUGGUCUUAGGUGGCUUAUUCCCAAUCAAUGAAAAAGGCACUGGGAUAGAAGAAUGUGGGAGAAUCAACGAAGACCGAGGCAUUCAGCGCUUGGAGGCCAUGUUAUUUGCCAUUGAUGAAAUCAACAGAGACAACUACUUGCUACCAGGAAUUAAGCUUGGAGUUCACAUCUUGGACACAUGUUCAAGGGAUACAUAUGCCUUAGAACAGUCUUUGGAGUUCGUCAGGGCAUCUUUGACUAAAGUGGAUGAAACAGAGUAUAUGUGCCCUGAUGGUUCAUAUGCCAUUCAAGAGAAUUUACCAUUACUUAUUGCCGGAGUCAUAGGCGGUUCCUACAGCAGCGUCUCCAUACAGGUGGCAAAUUUGCUCAGACUCUUCCAGAUCCCCCAGAUAAGCUAUGCUUCCACCAGUGCUAAACUGAGCGACAAAUCACGCUACGACUAUUUUGCGCGGACAGUGCCUCCUGACUUCUACCAAGCAAAAGCCAUGGCUGAAAUCUUACGGUACUUCAACUGGACUUACGUGUCAACAGUUGCUUCAGAAGGAGACUAUGGGGAGACAGGGAUCGAAGCCUUUGAGCAGGAAGCUCGCCUCCGCAACAUCUGCAUCGCCACCUCCGAGAAAGUGGGACGGUCCAAUAUCAGGAAGUCCUAUGACGGCGUGAUCAGAGAGCUGCUCCAGAAACCCAAUGCCAGAGUGGUGGUUCUCUUCAUGCGAGGAGAUGACUCUCGGGAGCUCAUUGCAGCCGCCAACCGCUUCAACGUUUCCUUUACCUGGAUUGCCAGUGAUGGAUGGGGAGCACAAGAGAGCAUUGUCAAGGGCAAUGAGCACAUAGCCUCUGGGGCAAUAACCUUGGAACUUGCUUCCCAUCCAGUUAAAGAGUUUGACAGGUAUUUCCAAAGCCUCAGCCCUUACACUAACAGACGUAACCCCUGGUUCAAGGACUUCUGGGAGCAAAAAUUCCAGUGUAAUCUCCAGAACAGAAAACCACAUAAAAAGGUUUGUGAGAAGCACUUCACCAUCAACAGCUCCAACUAUGAGCAAGAAUCCAAGAUCAUGUUUGUUGUGAAUGCUGUGUAUGCAAUGGCCCAUGCCUUGCAUAAAAUGCAGCGGACUCUGUGUCCAAACACUACCAAACUCUGUGAUGCCAUGAAGCACCUGGAUGGCAGGAAGCUGUACAAAGAUUAUCUCCUGAAAGUAAACUUUACAGGUAAUAGCGUCUCUGUUGGUACAUACAGAAUGUCACUGUAA